This is a messenger RNA of Hippoglossus stenolepis (Pacific halibut), 1462 nucleotides long. It is a transcript of the gene pdcd10a, whose product is annotated as programmed cell death 10a. The record is from RefSeq and is a predicted model, not a curated record. Lineage: Eukaryota; Metazoa; Chordata; Actinopteri; Pleuronectiformes; Pleuronectidae. Gene Ontology annotation, cellular component: Golgi apparatus; FAR/SIP/STRIPAK complex. The transcript is spliced from 8 exons. Gene Ontology annotation, biological process: positive regulation of MAP kinase activity; regulation of Golgi organization. Gene Ontology annotation, molecular function: protein kinase binding. Bases 442 to 1074 code for a protein of 210 amino acids.
CUCACCGAAAGAACUACAAGCAGCCUCCGCGCUCCCUGCCCCGGCCCGACCCGCCCCGGCUCUCCGCUGCUUGCUUUACGGGACAGGAAAACUUCCUGGAUGACCCACUAACCACAACAACAGGAGCCGAGUCGCCUGUCCGUGUCAGGGACGGAGACGCUUGUCCGCUGCGGUUGUAGCCACUUAGCUCCGGUUAGCUCAGUACGCAGCGAAACACCUGCUGUAAACGGCUAAUCUGCUGUUAGCACGCUACCUGUUCGUCCAUCCAGCUCCGUGACAGCAGCGGGACUCCGCUUCCUCUCCUCCCCGCUAGCAGCCGCGUCAGCCUGGGUCCUCGUCCUCUCACGCUGCGUCAGUCAUCGUGAGUGAUUGGAGACAGUGAGACUGGCAUCUGUCGAUAAGCACACACACACACACAAAGGGCCAAUCGAACGGUCAAGGAUGACCAUGGACGACAUGAAGAAUGAAGCCGACGCCUCCUCAGUAGUCUCCAUGGCUCUGUACACUGUGAUGUAUCCCGUCUUUAACCAGUUGGAGCAAGUCAACCUAUCAGCAGCGCAGACCUUGAGAGCAGCUUUUAUGAAGGCAGAGAAAGAGAGCCCAGGUCUGACCCAGGACAUUGUCAUCAAAGUUCUGGAGAAGAAGAAAUUAAAAGUCAACUACAGUGAGUCUCUACUGCGCAUGGCUUCAGACGAUGUGGAAGAGUUCAUUAUUGACAGGCGAGAGCCCGAGUUCCAGGAGCUGAACGAGAGGGCCGGAGCUCUGAAACACAUCCUCAGCACCAUACCAGAUGAGAUCAAUGACAGAGUGGCCUUCCUGCAGACCAUCAAAGAUAUUGCCAGCGCCAUAAAGGAGCUGCUAGACACCGUUAACACCGUCUUCAGGAAAUACCAGCAUCAGAACCGACGGGCACUGGAGCAGCAGAAGAAGCAGUUUGUGAAAUACUCCAAGAGCUUCAGCGACACGCUCAAAACCUACUUCAAAGACGGAAAGGUGAUAAACGUGUUUGUCAGCGCCAACCGGCUCACCCACCAAACCAACAUGAUACUGCAGGCCUUCAAGACCUCGGCGUAGCAGCCGGAGAAGACACGCACACCGAGAGGCAAAGAGUUGACAUGAGGCUGUGUAAUUUGUAAAGACGUUGUCUUAUUUUGAGCUGUUUAAUUUAUUGUUUUAUGGUUUUGCGGGGAGAUCAGGUAAUUUGAGGUUCAAAGGAAAUGAGGUUGACGGUAAUUACCAGGGAUUUUUACUCUUUUUAUGUUGCUCUUUUAUCAGAUCAUAAGUCCGUAUUUCAUUAUUCCUUUACAUAGUUCACUCUCUGUUCAGUACAAUGUAGGUCUCAAAGCAGUAUAAGGAAAGUGUGAUUAUUUUCAUGUCCUUUAAUGUUUUAAAUACGUUAAUGAAUGUCUUUCAAAGUUACAAUAAAAUGAACUGGCACUCUGUUUCCAGACUUAACCACAAA